Messenger RNA from Centropristis striata (black sea bass), 2208 nucleotides. It is a transcript of the gene mapk12a, whose product is annotated as mitogen-activated protein kinase 12a. The coding region runs from base 37 to 1122 and encodes 361 amino acids. Gene Ontology annotation, molecular function: ATP binding; MAP kinase activity. Gene Ontology annotation, cellular component: nucleus; cytoplasm. The transcript is spliced from 12 exons. The record is from RefSeq and is a predicted model, not a curated record. Lineage: Eukaryota; Metazoa; Chordata; Actinopteri; Perciformes; Serranidae. Gene Ontology annotation, biological process: intracellular signal transduction; protein phosphorylation.
UCUAGAUUUUAUUUCAUUUUUUCUUAAAUUAUAAGGAUGUCGAAACGAGUCAGACCAGGCUAUUACCGCCAAGAAGUCAACAAAAGCUCAUGGGAAGUACCGGAGCGGUACCGGGACCUGAGGCAGGUGGGGACCGGGGCGUACGGGACGGUAUGCUCAGCAGUGGACUUCAGAACAGGAACCAAAGUGGCAAUCAAGAAACUGUACAGACCUUUCCAGUCGGAGCUCUUCGCCAAGCGAGCUUACAGAGAGCUGAGGCUUCUCAAACACAUGAAACAUGAAAAUGUGAUUGGCCUAUUCGAUGUGUUUACUGCUGACCUCUCUCUGGACAGAUUCCAUGAUUUUUAUCUGGUGAUGCCAUUCAUGGGGACAGAUCUGGGGAAGCUGAUGAAGCUGCAGAGGCUGUCGGAGGAGAAAAUUCAGUAUUUGGUUUAUCAAAUGCUCAAAGGGCUGAAGUAUAUUCAUUCUGCUGGUAUAAUUCACAGGGACCUGAAACCAGGAAAUCUGGCCAUCAACCAAGACUGUGAACUCAAGAUCCUGGACUUUGGUUUGGCGCGGCAGGCAGACAGCGAGAUGACGGGGUAUGUGGUGACCCGCUGGUACAGAGCCCCGGAGGUCAUCCUGAGCUGGAUGCACUACACUCAGACUGUGGACAUUUGGUCUGUGGGCUGCAUCAUGGCAGAGAUGCUUCAAGGAAAACCUCUUUUUAAAGGCAGCGACCACCUAGAUCAGCUGAAUGAGAUCAUGAAGCUCACAGGAACACCACCUCAGGAAUUUCUAUCUAAACUGGAAUCUGAGGAUGCCAAAAGCUACAUUAAAAGCCGCCCAAAAGUGGAAAAGAAAGACCUUCAGAAGGUGUUUUCUACAACCAAUCCACAAGCUGUGUCUGUGCUGGAGCGCAUGUUAUUGCUAGAUCCGGAGAAUAGGGUAACCGCUGCAGAGGCUCUCAUGCUGCCUUACUUCACUGAGUACAGAGAACCAGAGGAGGAGACAGAAGCACAGCAAUACGACCACUCACUAGACAACACAGACCAGCCGCUGGACCAGUGGAAACGUCACACCUUCACAGAGAUCUUGACCUUCAAACCAGUUUUGCCAGAUUCCAAGGAAACUUCACUGUGAGACAGAAAGAGUCGGCUGUGCAGUGUGGAACCAGAACAAACAAGUUUAAUUUCACUUCAAUGGUACAUAUAUGAUUUUUCUCUUGUUUUUUAAGGAAAAACAUCACUACCUACCAGUAAUUUUAAAGUUAGAGUUUGAGUCAUUUGUAUCAAUAGAAGCACAAUUUAAAGGAAUAGUUCUUAUUUAUUGAAGUGGAGCUGAUUUAGAUCUGAUGGUCAGUUUGAAGAAGCAUGCAGCAAUACGAGCACUGAGGAAAAGCAAUCUACUGCUGUGGACGGGCAGCAGCAAAACAUUUUUUAGCACCUAGGAGAAGAAAAGAAUCAAUAUCAGUUUAAGUGCACACUAUAUUUAGAAUAUUUUCACAGCUUUACCUCUCAGACUGACCUUUCCACUGGGGACCUGAGGCCAAUAUCUAUGCUCUCUUCAAAGCCACCGGGUCCAUUUGCAAAACCACAAAUUUGACCUGAAGAACAUGGGUUGAUUGUUUAGUUUGUGUGUGUUAUAUUGUAACCCUAACCCAGGGAUUCCCAAAGUGUGGUGCGUGGAGCCCUGGGGGUGCGCAAGAUGAAAAAUGUAAUGGCGGUCUGAUAAUUACACAAUUAUAUUUUUUCCCCCACACAAUAAAGAAGUGUAAAUAAACAUUUCCUUUGUAAAAUGUAAAAUCAAAAACUGUAAUAUUAAUUAAUAAAUAAAUGCAGGCUAUUCAAAAUUCACUUCAUCUUAAAAUGAAGCGUAAAAGAAGUUAUCUUCUUCCAUUUUUCCAGCCUGUGUUAUGAUGACGGGUUGUUUAGCUCCACGCUCAUUUAAACUUGCUGCAAUUUUUGUUCAACGCGGCUCAAAAUAUUAUAACAUUUUCCCAACUUCUCUGCUUUCUGCCUCUGAUCCUGAGCCUGUCAUCAUCCUCUUUGCUCUUAAAAGUGGAAGCUUGUUCAUAACUUUGUUGCAUUAUAUUGAAACUGUGUUUCAGGUUAAUUCAAAUGCGAGACCGCAUUGUUGUGAUGGUGAUUAUUUAAUUAUAUGUGUGUUCUCAUUUGAGCAUGAUUAAACAUGCCGCCUUUAAUAUGGCUAUAAAAAAAGUGUAUUGCA